AUGGUAUCUCGUAUAUUUCGGGCGUUGCCUUUAGGAAGUGUGCGUUUAGCAGGACCUGAUGAUGUUCCUGCUAUUUUGACUUUGGUCAAUGAAUCUAUGUCUCUGAAUUUUCGUAUUUCUGGUCCUGCUGAUUUAAACUAUCUACUGAAAAAUUGUGUUUUAACUAUAUGCCAGUUAGAUAUAAACGGGACAAUAGUAGGUGCACUUGCUCUAAAGGAUCAUCCUCUUGUGCCUUCUGUCAACCCUGCCGCGUGGGAAGACUUUGUAUGGAGUAAAUAUAAAUAUGUAGAACUAAAUUCACGGAACACGAUUUUCCUGCACCUGCUGUGUUGGAAUCCAGUUUAUGCGCGAGAACUUGUUGAUAAUAUGCUAAAGUCUGUAUUUAUGCAUGACCCUUACCUACAGUACAUUGCAAUGAUGAGAACCAUUAUUGAACAUCCACUGUUAGUACCAGGGCAGUCGCGUUCUGAGGCGUCAUUCAGACGGGUUCAAGCGUUGGAACGAGGUGUUCCUGGAGAUCAGCUACCGACGCUGCUAGUCGCUGAGAGGGGGGAUGUCAGUCCUAGACUUAAGAUUCGACGAGCUGUUGAAGCGGAUAAUGAUGAUAUAGUGCCUAUCAUAGAACAACAUUCUGUUCGACUUCGUCAGAUGUACGGAGAUUUUUACGUAAGCGAGCUGAUUUCGAGACACCCAGAAUCAGAAAGAGCCUUGCUUGUUUGUGAGCAUAAAGAAGUGGCAGUUGGUGUAAUGUGCCUCAACACAGAAAUAAAUUUUGAGGAGCUGGAAGAGAGUUUUGAUCUAUCACCAUUCGCUGGUCUGCGGCGUUUAGAACGCAUCAUAAAACCUAGAGAUAAAACCGUAGAUGGAUCAUCUGUCAGCCUCUUAGAAUCAAAAGAUGAUCCCCAAAAGGAAUCGUCGUUUACAAGCGCAAUGUCUAGAGAAACUAAGUCGAGGGUGACUUGGGUAUACGGUGAUGACGAAUUCUCAAAGUUCAAAGAACAAGAAGUUAAGGCACCACGCCCAUCACAACCCGGUGUGUUUAGCCAACUCGACGUAUUGAAUCUCUUUCUCGAAGAGCCAGAGGAAAUGGAAUUUGAUAUCGUCAACAUAGACCCAGAGUUAAUGAAAGUACCUAAGUACUUCUAUGAAAACAGCCAAGAUGAAAAAACAAAAGUUCGUCGCAGAGAAUCCUUCUAUGACAAUAAAUAUCUUGAUAAGGACGUUGGGAAAAGGACAUCCGAGUUCCCCAUGAUAUCACCAGCGAAGCCUCCACAGCCAACACGCUUCGUAGGACCACCUAAUGCCUUUCUAUUGGAGUUGUUUGCUAUGCGCCAUGAUUAUGAUGAACGAUAUGGUUUCGAUAUGUUAGAAGUGGCGUUUGAGCUAUUUCCAGAUAGAGAUUACUGCAUUGUCUGUUUGCCGACUAACCAUACGUGCUUCCCGCUUUUGGAACAUUUUACGCUAGUAACACCGUUCAAUUAUCGGAUGAGGUUUAUCAAUGAGACACUUUACGUGGUUCACAUAAAUUCUGUUAGAGGGGAUGUGAGAGUACGUCCAGCAGAACUAUACGAUGCUAUUAGUAUGAAAGACAUUCUGGAAAAUUCACCAAGAAAGACAGAAAUUUUGGAUUUGUUUCACGAUAGCUUUGAUAUUCCGUCGUUGUCAUCUUUUUGUCUUCUCAGUCAGAAUCAGCCGAUCGGCUUGGUCAUACUGGGACCUCUAGAAGAUACAACAAUAAUAAGAGCACAAUAUGACUUGGACCCCGAACCUUUCAAGUAUGGUACUGAUGCUGCGGUUUUGGUGGGUAUAAUGGCUCCAAUAAUGGAACCACACGGCCGAUGGUAUUUACGUGACUUAAUCAGAUAUACAAGAUAUACUACGCUGUUUUACGCUUGUCGUCUUUUUGCUAAAGGAGAAGCGAGUCCUAACAGACAUUUAAUGUCUCUAUCGAGUCACAUGAAACCAGUAUUACCUCGGCAAUUCUUCCCCAAUGUUAGAGGAAAUAAAGAUCUUGAAGUGAUCUUUAAACCCAUGGCCACACCAUUUGCCUUGUGGACAUUAGAACGUCCGUUGACAAGUAUGCCCAAAGUGUACGUAAACAAUAGUAUAGUGGUUGUCGGCGCCAGUCGUACGGGAUUAUCAUUUAUCGAAGCUCUGGUUAUGGGUUCCAGUGCCCAGUACCUAACAUUCACCAAUAUAACCCUGGUCUCUGAGCACGGUCUACCAACAGUACCAGACUGUCUGAAAGCAGCCGAAAUCUGCGUACCGCGUGACGGUAGAUACACAGACAGAUAUAUAAAAAGCAUGCCUUUUUACUAUUAUGUUGAUGUUCUAUCCGGACUUAUGGUUAAAAUUGACCGGAAAAAGAAGUGCAUUCAUCUUAAGGACGGUGGUAUGAAGUUCUAUGAUGAGCUGGUGCUGGUGUGCGGGCAGCAGUUCCAGCAUCCCGAUUACUUGAAAGAAUCUCCAGACAAAGACACAGCCAAAGAAACUGGGCCAGUGAAGUUCUGCGAUCGUCUUCUAAUGGAUGACGUAAAAUACCAACCUGACAGGGUUCCACCACCACCAGAAUUGCCAGAAAAUGUGAUGCUUAUCAAUUCCUUGGACCAAGCGAACUGCUGUCUUAAAAAACUGUUGAAACUUAUCAAGGAAACUAAACAUCAAGAUAAUGGUUUGAGCGAAGAUAACAAAAUUGUCGUAUACGGAGACUGCGUAGAAUCAUAUACUUGUAUUGCAGCAUUGUUAGAAUUGGGUAUAAGUGCUAAAACAAUUGCAUUCGUGGAGCCAUUUCCACCUGAUGACAGUAGAAAAAUGAGAGUUAAUUGUUUUAAUAAUGAAACGAUCGAUGGUCGAGUCCAAUUAUCUUUGAAAAAGUUAAACAUCCAAGUGUAUAGAAAAACUUAUUUGUAUGGAUGGAUGCAGAAAGGAGAAAGGGUGGAAACUAUACGACUUAUAUCACCUCUAACGGCGUUACAUGUACCUUGCUUUGCCUUGUUUUAUUAUGGGCUUAAAGCUAUCGAUGUUUAUGCGUUUAAAGCAAUAAAUGAAUGCGGCCUAGUAUACGAUGGAGGUUUAGUAGUAGGACCCAAUUUCGAUACAAAUGAUCCUCACGUGUUUGCGGCCGGACCUUGUGUGAGGUAUUCAAGGAAACUGUACGCAAACAACAGAUUGCAUAAAUAUUAUACUUCAGAGGAUGUCGGAGAAGCAAUGGCUCGUUUGUUUCUCCGAAAACUGGACCCAUUCAUGACAGGUGUUCACGAAGUGGAGUCCCCCACAUCUGAAACUGCAUCGCGCUUUAGCUCCGUGCUUUUGCCGUGUAAAGACUCUCAUGCUAGUGUCGCAAGUGCUCUACGACUUUCAAUGAGUGCUAUCAGAGGUCGUUGGCAGCCGGUACCUAAAUUUGAUGCCCCGCUAACACAAACAGCUACUCUUCCCGGACCGUUGUAUUAUCUAAAACUAAGAAAACCCGGCCCUGAAGUGCCCAUGGCUGUGCAAAUGACCUUGCCUCAUCAAGGUCACACAUUAAUAACGGAUAAAAAUGAGAAUUAUUUUCGCCUUCAAAUAAACGCGUUGCAUACAAUUGAAUCGAUCACCUGUUUAUCAAAGAAACGGUUUGCUUCAGAAAACUUUAUUAUGUUGUAUGGAAGACAUGAGUCGUAUUUCAACAAUUUGCUCUCUAGAUUCGAGUUGAACCUGAUUGAAGAUUUCUAUGAUUUCUUCACGAAGCCGUGGAUGUCGGCUUUGUAUCAAGAAGCAUUCCAAGGUUUGAUGAUGGAAAUCGAAGACCAUGGAAUCAAAACGGUACACGAUGUGCUGAAGACGAAAUAUAACGAGUAUCUUGAAGUCAACCCUGACUUGUCAACGUGUAUUGUUACUGGCACUGGGGAUAGGCUUAAGGAGUGCGGUCAGAAUGCUUGGUUACGUCACGAGGCCGACGUGUUCUGGCGAUCGAUAGACGGCGAACACAUUGUCGGCUCGCACCUCGCGACCUAUCUGCGACGGAACAAUGUCACAAACCCACAAUAUGCGAUGCCCCAAGCUGAAUUUAUUUGA
This is a messenger RNA of Pieris macdunnoughi, 4053 nucleotides long. The record is from the annotation of a GenBank genome assembly. NCBI's taxonomy places the organism in Eukaryota, Metazoa, Arthropoda, Insecta, Lepidoptera, Pieridae.